UGAAUAAGAAAGAGAAGCGAUCUUCGCUUCAGUCGUUUUGACAUUAGUACUUUUUGGUUUCGGAAUUCUAUUUGAAUCUUUCGAUUGCACAGAACUUAGAGCAGUAUAGAAAUUAGAAGUAUCAGUAUUUUUAUGGGGUGUAACUUAAUAAAGCUAAUCUUAGUGGGGUAGUGGCAAAAAUUGGAUCGAUUGGCUGGUGUCACUGUUGCUCAACAUAUUUUGGAGGUAUGCCUAAGAAUGCAAAAUCAGCUAAGUGAUUUGUCAUAUAAUCUUGUCAUGGACUAGUAAGGAAACAAGAUAUUUCCAGAAGUCAUCUGUGAUUUGUUUUUUCAACAAACAAUUUCAUCAUCAAAAUAUGUACAAAGUAUUUACUUACAACAGUGCAUUGUUUUGUUUUUCAUUAAGACUCGGAAGCUUUUCAUUCACUUGAUAUUUUUAAACCAUUAGAUUGCAGUUAUUUUUGGGUCAUUCUAGACCUUUUAUGAUAUUAAUAUUAAUUAAAUGUUAUUGUAUUAAAUUCUGAAGAAUUUGAAGUAUCUAUUCUGACUGAAUACAGAUAAAAACAAGUAUUUGAGUAUGCAUCAUAAAAAGAAACUGAUACCAGGUAGUAUCAAGGAACAGAACAAGUCUUCACUUCUUCCUCUGCCUUCUCAACCUUUGUUCAAAAAUGUUAGAAGUAGCAUUUCAGGUAAUAUAGAAAAACAGAGAUCAUAUCCUGCUAUACAGCAUUUUACAAAAAGGCAUAUUGAGGCAGAUUUUAAGCCUUCCCUGUUAGGUCCUGGUCCAUUUAGAAUUCCACUUCUUUCUGACCCUAUAGCAUCUCCGGGACAGAUUUUUAAACAGACUGAUUAUAUUGAAGACCAGUUUUGUGAUGAAGCUUAUAUAGAAAAUUCAGUGUUUACUGAUCACCAAGGCAGUGAUGAAGAUUUCUUUGACAGCAGUACUUCUAAUAUUUUUAACAAUUUGAAUGAAAAAACUAGAAGAGGACUGUUGGAAGAACCUGACCUUAUGCAGUGUGAAGUGGAUCACCAAAGACAUUUACCAAUUAUAGAUAAAGGCAGAAGUAGAGGUCUACUGGAGAAGCCUGAUUUUGUAGCCAGUCAAAUUGAUUAUCAAAGACAACACUCUCCAUUUAAAGAUGAAGGAAGGAGUAGUGGACUGUUGGAAAAGCCUGAUUUUAUAAACAAUCAAGUUGAUUACCAGAGACAACCAUUUCCAUUUAAAGAUGAAGGCAGAAAAAGAGGACUGUUGGAGAAGCCUGAUUUUGUGGACAGCCAAGAUGGUUAUGAGAGACAUUCCCUUCCAGUUAUGGAUGAAGGUAGAAGUAGAGGAUUAUUGGAAAGCCCCGAUUUUAUGAGCAGACAAGUAAAACACCAGAGACAGUCCUUCCAAUUUAAAAAUGAAUUCAAGAACAGAGGACUGCUAAAAAACCCUGUGCAAAACCAAAUUGAUUACCAAAGAUAUCCUUUGCCGUUUAAUAAUAAGGUUAAAAGGAGAGUACUGCUGGAAAAACCUGAUUUUAUGAACAACCAGGGUCAUCCUUUUCCAUUUAAAGAUAAAGGUAGAGGAUUGCUGAAAGAGCCAAACUUUAUGGACAGUCAGACAGGUUGUUUGCUACCUGAAAAUGAAGGUAGAAGAAGAGGUCUUUUGGAGGAGCCCAGUUUUCCUGAGAGUAAAAGAGAUUAUCAGAAACAUAUUUUUUUUUCAGAAGAUGUGAUUAGAAAAAGGCAACUGUUGGAAAAUCCAGAUUUUGCAGAUGAUCAGAUUGAAUACCAAAAUCAACAAGUGUUGCAAGAUGAUAUAGAUAGAAGUAGAAGACUUGAGCAAGUUGAUGAACAGAAACAUCCUUUGCUUCUAGUAGAUGAAGAUGUAGGAAAUAGAGGAUUUGUGAAAGAGCUUGACACUGUGGAGUUUCAUGCUCAUUACCCAAGAUACAACUUGUCACGAGUAGAUGAUAGCAAAAGUAGAGUACUUUUAGAGGAGCCCAACUUUAUUGAUAAUCAGAUUGACUAUCAAACACAUACCUUGUUGCUAGAAGAUGAUGGCAGGAAUAGAGGACUUCAAGAUGAGUCUGACUUUGUAGAUAAUGAGGUUGACUACCAAACACACACACUAUUUGUAAAAGAUGAGGGCAGGAGUAGAGGACUUCUAGAGGAACCAGACUUUAUAAAUAAUCAGGUUGACUAUCAGACACAUCCCUUGUCACUAGAUCAUGAAAGCAGGAAUAGAAGACAUCUAGAAGAGCCUGACUGUGUGACUAAUCAGAUUGAAUACCAGACAUAUCCGUUGCUGCUAGAAGGUGAAAGCAGUAGUGUAGAACUUCUGAUUGAGCCUGACUUUGUGGAUAAUAAAGCUGACUACCAGACAAAUUCUUUAUUACGAAAAGAUGAAAGCAGGAAUAGAGGACUCCUGGAAGAGCCAGACAUUGUGGAUAAUUAUGUUGAUUACCAAACACACACUUUUCUAGCAGAAGAUGAAAGUGAGAGUGGAGGAAUGCUUGAGGAGCCAGACUUUGUGAAUAAUCAGGGUGACUAUCAGACACAACCCUUUUCACUAGAUAAUGAAAGCAGGAACAGAGGAUUGCUUGAAGAACCUGACUUUGUAGAUAAUCAGAACGAAUACCAAAUAUAUCCCUUAUAUCUGGAUGAUGAAGGCAAGAGUAAAACAUUUAUGGAAGAACCUGACUUUAUGAAAAGUAAUAGAAAGCAGCAAAGACGUCCCUUAUUACUUGAAAGUAAAUAUAAAAAUAGGGGAGUUUUGGGUGAACCUGACUUUGUGGAUGAUCAGGUUGAAUUCCAAAGACACCCUCAUUUUUUACAAAAAGAUGAUAACAGAGAUUCAAGGCUAAUGGAAGAGGCUAAUUCUGUAGAUAUCCAAGAUGAUUAUCAAAGAGAUAUGAAAGACAAAUGUGGAAGUAUUGAAAUGCAGGAGGAGCUUGACCUUGUGAAUGAUCAAAUUGAAUACAGAAGACAUCCUUUGUUACAGAGAGAUGAAAGCAUGGGUAGAGGAUUGCUUAGGGAACCUGAAUUUUUGUACAGUAAGGUUGAUUUUCAGAAACAUCCUUCACAAUCAAGACAUGAAAACAGAGACAGAAGAAAACAGAUGGAAGAGUCAUCCUCUCUGGAUAUUGAUGUUGGUAAUCACAGUAGUUCAUUAUUAGUUAGAGAAAGAGGCAGUAAAAAAGGGUUAUUGAGAGAGCCUGACUUUACUGACAGUCCAGUUAACAGUGGAAGAAGUAGCUUGCUGUUAAGAAAUGAAAUCAGAAGUAGUGACUCUACAAGAGGACUGCUACCGAUUCCAUCUACUGGAACGGAUAAUCUAACACAAAUGCAUGAAGAGCAUCAAUCAAGUGUAAAAAAACUAGAUGCAUCUUACAUCUCUGAGGAUGACAGAGAACAUAUGCUAACCCAGAGGACAGGAUUUUUUAGUGAUGUGCUUAAACCACAAAGUUCUUUGCAUCCUAAAUCAAGUAAAAUGAGGAUGCCUAAGUUUACCAAUGAAGGUGAGAGUAAUGAAAAAAGGAAUGUGAGUUGGAAUAGAAGACAAGAACAUGAUAUAAUUCACAGAGGGAUGACAGAAGUUAAAGAUGAUGUUCAACAAAGAAGUAGAAAAAGACAGAGUUCCUUUCAAAUGGGUUAUAAACAAGAUGUGAAGAGAAGUUGGAGAAAAUAACUUGAAGAGAUCUCAAAUUGCAAGUUGCUCGAGAAGUUAUACCAAUUUUUGUGCAUGACUUACUUUAUAAGUUUUGUUUAUUAAAUGACUACAAAAAAUCUUGUAACAGUUUUUUUAAAACAAGGUAUGUAAAUGGUCUUAUUCAACUUUGAAGUAUUGUUGCCAAAGAAGUUUUUUUUACCAAAUGAUAAAAUGGGUGGUACAGGUUUCAGUGAUUAGUUGUAUCAUAAUCAUCUGCAAGACAAUGUUGUACCAGUACAUAAAAUAUUAAAAAGUCUGCAUAUUUACCUUUAGACAACUUAGCUCAUGUAUAUCACAUUCAUACUAAAAUGAUUUAAAUGAGUGGUCAUUUUCACUCAAUUUAAAAAUUAUGUAAGACAUUCUGAAUUAGGUUCACAUUAUAGCAGUUUUUCUAGUUACACUGUUUUUCUGGAAUUGAAUUGUACAUACAGAAUAGACAUAAUCCUUUUCCAUAUCCCAGCUUGUUGAAGUUAUUAAGUUAAGGCAUUUCCAUAAUGUCAGUAAUUGCAUAUGAGUUACAGCACAAUGUUAUGAGAUAAAAUUAUUUUUUUUUCAAGGUAAUCUUGUUCUGACUAUUGUGCUAUUUAUGUGAAAUGUACAAGUUGUGUAUGUUUGAUUUAAAAUUACGAUAAUGUACUGUGUAGCCAGCAUGACUAUUGACAUUAUUUUGACAAUGUAGGCUUACAUUUUUUAUUCUGUUCCUUUAUUUCACUAAAGUAGCAUCUAGUUAAUAUAAACUUUUCAAUGUGAUUGGAAAAUAAUUUAUUUCAUUCAUAUUUUUCCUUUGUAUUAGUGUAAAUCUAUUUUAAAAUCAUUCAGAGGUUUUUGACAGUGAAAAAUGACCCCCAGUAAAUGAACUUACAAUUCUAAAAUCCAGGGUUUGAUCCCCAGUGAUGGGACACAGCAGAUAGGCCGUUGUAGCUUUGCUCUAACACAAACACACACUGGAAAAAUUAUUUUUAGUUAAAUGAUAAUUAGGUGGUCAAUGGGUUAAGCUAACUGUCUUUUUGUGAAGGUAAGUGUUCUUAAGGUUAUUUUAAUGUAAACCAGAGCUGUUAGGGGGAUUUUAGUAAAAUCUUAUUAUUAUACUUUUUUUAUUUCUUCGUAAUAAACUUUUGAUAAAAGAUAUCAAGGUAUCUCAUAUAGAGAAAACACUUAAAGAAAAUACUUGGAAAAUAUUAAAUUGAUAACAAAAUUUAUCUUUAAACACAAAAUAUUAUGAAGAUGAAAAAGUUGUGCAGAUUGAAUUCUGUUUCCCUUAAAAACAAUAAAAAACAAUGAGGUAGAGAGAGAGUUAAAAAACUUGAACAGGUUGGAUUUAUUCGUGAUAACAAGAAAAACUCCAAAACUUGAGUUCAAAUUUUUAUCAUUCAAAGUCUAAUCUUGGUCCAUAAUUUGAUAUAAUGUAAUUAUAUUUUGACCUGUAUGAGUUUUGGUAGCUUGCUUGUUCACAGAAAGAUCAAGUAAGCUGAAACAGUCCAGGUUUUUUUAUUUUGUUCUUUUAUACUUAAACAAGUUGGCCUUAAGAACUGUAAAUGUAAAAUAUAUAGUAAUAUGUGAUUUAGUAUGAUAUGAAAUAUAGCACAAUGCUUUCAUUUUGAGAUAUACAAUAAAACUGUUUGUAAUUCAAAUGAGAAAAUAUAUUGAUAUAUUACUACUUUUAGUGUAACAUUGUAAUUUAAGUUUAUGUUUUGUGUUAUAUAUGAUUCAAAGACAUGACAUACAGUAGUUUUAUAGAGCAGUUUUUUAAAAUUUAAAACAAAGAUUAAUUGGAGGGUACCAGGAUUCCAUCACAGAUUUAGAAUGUGGGAUGGUAUUCUGUUGUUGACCUAGAUUUGUGAACAUAAUCAGUUGUCAUAGUCACAUAAAAUCAAAUCAUUCUAGCAAAUAUAAGAAUAUAUAACAAAAAUUGUACUCACAUUUUUCAAAAUAUAAGAUUAAAAAGACUACACUUACUCUAACAUACUAAUUUUUCUUUCUGUACCAUGAAUUGUCUUCUCUGUCCAAAGCUCAACAAUUCAGUGUUUUUAUUACAAAUACAGGUUUACAUACUGCAUCACUAGAACAGUGUCUGCAACUUUUGGAGUAGACAAAAGCUUAAAUCAAUUGAUUUAAGGGUACUUGGUCUAAUGGUUAGUUUUGUAUUUAUGGUUAAAAACAAAACACUAGUAUUACAACUUUGUCACAGCUAAGUCUUUGGUGAGUUUUAUAUGGAAAUAAAUCCACUCUUAUGUUUCAGUGUUAAUCUAUAUAAACUAAGUCAUCUUACUACUAUGAUGAUUAUUACAUAUGUGGGGUGAAAGUCAUAUUUAAGAGAUUUGUCUGAUGUAAAUACACAAAUGUGUGUUUUAUAGUACUUAAGAAUAAUUUUGAUUUGAUAUCCCCUAUAAAAUGAUUCUUUAUGACAGAAAGAGUUAUAUUCUACCACAAAAAAAUAGAUAAUCUUAACCAGCAUUUUACAACAAAAAUAAAAUGUUUGAAUUUUGUCAAUAGUUAAAAGGAAGAAAAUCAUUACUGACUGAAGAUUUAUUGUUAUUAAUUGCUUUUAAUUACUACUUUGGCUGUUAUUAAUCUGUUUUGAUGAAUUUAAAUAAAACUAAGAUUUUAUCUUAGUUUCUAGGUUAUUUUGACUUUAAAGAAAUCAGAUUUGAAGACCAUCAAUAAUAUACAUUGACUGAAUAUAUUGUAGAAAAUUUUCACAAACAUGCAUGGGAAUAUAUUAAACAAUUUUACCUCAGUUUUUAAGUGAAAAGGAAGAAAAUCAUGACUGAGUAUAGAUUUAUUGUUAUUAAUUGCUUUUAAUUACUACUUUGGCAGAUUUUAAACUGUUUUGAUUAAUAUAAAUAAAACUAAGAUUUCAUCUUCGUUUCUAGGUUCUUUUGACUUUAAAGAAAUCAGAUUUAAAGACAUUCAAUAAUAUACAUUGACUGAAUAUAUUGUAGAAAAUUUCAAAAAUACACAUGAGAAUAUAUUAAGUCAUUUUACCUCAGUUUGUUUUUUAUAAAUAUUACAAAACAGCAUAAACUUUUCUAAAUCAAAUGAAAAUAAGUGGCUAAAAUUAAAUGUGUUAAUUCUAUGACUUUCUAAUAGUAUGAGAUAAAAUAUUUUAUCAUUUUUGUUAUUUCACAGAAUAUAAAUAAAAAAACCUCCUAGUUAAGAGUUACCUUUCUCCAUACAUAGAUGUGAAGAUAUAAAAGUUGUCAAUAUUUUUAAAAUUUUGAAGUAUACUUUUCAUAUUAUGUAAAAAAUUUAUUAACUUUUGAUUCUUUUUUCCCAAUUUUUCAUGUGUGUAUUAUUACAAACAUAUGCUGUAUAUGUAAAAUAGUUAUUUCAAGUGGCAGCAUUUUUGGGAAGUAAUAAAGACAUGUAAACAUUCACCUUGCCAUUUGUAUAUGUAUGAAAUUUAUGUCAACCACUGUUGGAGUAACCAUUUGAUUGUUUGAUAUUUAAUAACAUUGAUGAUCAGCACCGUAGUAAAACAUUAAAACUGAAAUUUAUUUAGGUUGUACUUGUGUUAUAUUUUUGAAGCAGUCCUAUAAUAUGCUUAAAGUUUAAAGUAGUGGUUGUGGUAGGUGUAUAUUAAUUUUUUGUGCUUAUGUUUUGUAUUAACAGGAUUUACUGAUAUGUUUACUGUGUGUAUGCACUGAAACAGUUGAAUGUUUUCAAGUUAUCUGUAUUCAUGUUUUGUUUAUUGGUCCACUUUUGACAUGGAUUUUUUGUCAGUACAUGUAUAUAAAUAUGUGGAUAUCUAUAUAUUUGUUUUAGUUGAUUGUCAACUGGUAGACUCGCUGGUUAAAGUUUUUUUGUUUUUCCUGUUGUAAAAUGUACUGUUUUAAUAUAGCUAAUUAGACUUUCUUGAAUAAAAAAGUUCUACUUAAAAUGAAAUUUUUAAUGGGAUGUGUUUCUUUUACAUGUAAAUGUUCAUGUUUUACAUAGGAAACUAGGCAGUCAAUAGCUUUAGCUUAUCAUUUAAUGUUUCAUAAAUAUCUUGUUUUUGUCAAAAUGUGAGAUUAUGUAAAUAUUAACUGUUUACGUAGUACUGAUCUAUGCAUGUUUUGGUUAAAAGAUAUACUGUUAUAUUCGGAUCCAUAUAUCAUAAAGAGCCAGGGUGCCUAAUAUUUAAAAAAAAUGAGAAGGGAGGGAUUGAUGUUGCCAGAUAAUGUAUAGUUGACCAAAUA
Messenger RNA from Limulus polyphemus (Atlantic horseshoe crab), 7871 nucleotides. RefSeq lists its product as uncharacterized. The record is from RefSeq and is a predicted model, not a curated record. The transcript has 3 exons. Lineage: Eukaryota; Metazoa; Arthropoda; Merostomata; Xiphosura; Limulidae. Bases 577 to 3672 code for a protein of 1031 amino acids.